UCUCAAUUUCACUUAAAGUUCUUGAAAAUUUCUCGGAAAAAUAUUAAUAACUUUCUUCAAAAAUAAACACUUUUUUGAUAGAGAUUUGGCAACUCUCGAAUGUUCAUACGGUGUUUUUUCCUAUAGCGCGGCAGAGCUACUUUGAUAUUAUUGUACCGUAAAGUUGUGUAUGUUGCUUACUUACGGAUUGAAGGGGCACCUUUUAUUGUUGACAUCUAUUCCAAUUGAGCUGAGACUUAGAUAAUUUAGAAUUUUCUUUUGAAUUGCUGGUUGCGUACUUUUCUAAAUUGAACUCAUCUUACUGUUUCUUUAAAAUUGACAAUUACUGACCAAAUUUUGUAAACAUAUUGCAAUUAUAGGCUAAAAAAUUUCAGUCCCAUUCCAUUAAAUAGCAAUUUUAUUUCAAUAUUUCCUACACCGUCCUACUUGUGUGAUCAGUGCAUCAACUAAAAGAAAUCACCAGCCCUAAUUUGAGUCUAGCACCGAUAAAUGUUGAGUUAAAUAUCAGCCAAUUAACCGUUCUUGUGUGCUAUCAAUUUUCUUUGUUCGUGGGAAUGAUUUCGCAAAUGAGAGAAUGUUUUCAACAUUUUCGGAAUGCAAUCAAUGGAUUUAAAACCACCUAUAGGAUCUAUUGGUCGUCGCUGAUGAAGCUUACUUGGCUUCCAUCCCGGUAAAGUGAUCUAAAUGAACUACUAAAAAUAGAAGGAAUAAUUCUCAGCGGCAAUUUAAAAUUAGGUAAUGCACCCAGUCGGUUCGUCAUCUAUGUCUGUCUGCGCGAAUAAAUUGUUUUUGAUUAGCCCGAGCCACACUCACGUUUAAUUGAAUUGUUUUCUACAUUCAUACGUGUAUAAAAAGUAUGAUUUUAACUUCAGUGUCAACCGUUCUGUUGAUCCUUGCAUCUUCCAUUGAGGCCUCGCCUUCUUCAAUGCCGUCGAACAAAACCUUUAGCGAAUUACUGGAUUCUUUCAUAGCUGUGGAAAUGAACCGAACGAACGCCACAAAAACAGCAGAAGAGGUGGCUGCUAACCGGAAAAGCAAGGCGACGCUGAAAUUCUUGAAAGACGUAGGAUACGCGAAUUAUGUACUCGAAAAUAUACGACGCUAUUUUGUCGCUGGUGAGAUGUGGCUGGAUUUUGUCGAAGGAGAAUCACAACUUCCGAAAGAAACAGUACUUUUGAGGGUGAAGAGAAAAAUGUGCCAGAGGACAUGUUGAAGAUGCUGCGACCAGUGAUGGACUCCAUCAAACAAAGUGAACAGGCGGUGACUCCUCUUGAGGAACAAUUACAAAAUGAUUUGGGAAAGGCCAAAAAAAAG
Messenger RNA from Bemisia tabaci, 1314 nucleotides. The record is from RefSeq and is a predicted model, not a curated record. NCBI's taxonomy places the organism in Eukaryota, Metazoa, Arthropoda, Insecta, Hemiptera, Aleyrodidae.